AUGGCUGGAGGCGAACCAAUUCCCGAAAAUCCUUUAAUAGGGACAGAGGACUUCCCAACAGUAACAACUCAAAAGCCGGUUCUACCUUGCGUCGAAUCAGCACACGAAUCUACGGAAAUAGAAACCGUACGUACGGAAAGUACAACGACGACUACGGAAGAUCAUCAACCAGAAAAUUCUGCAGUUCUUGUCAUCCCGCUAGAAGAUCAAGACGCCAUUAGGAAUUUCUGGGAUAUGACCGGCGUGAUGGAUGAAGACGCGAAAACAGAAGUGGCCGUGGAGAUUACUCUCCCAGAGCCUGAGGAGAGCGGGGCAUCUGGAGAGGCCCCAGCUACUCUCAUAGCAGAGCCUACUGCUACAGAAACCCCAGCUCCGGAAGCUAGCCUUCCGACCCCUCCUCCUGAAGAAAAUGCACAAUCAACAACUCCAACCGAGACAAGAGGGGAGGAGCCUCAACCCGAGGCCGAAUCGCAAACUCCAGAGACACAGGAGGCUCCAGCCCCGGAAGCCCCGGAAGCUGCAGAGGUUCCACCACCAACACCCCAGGUACAGAAUAGGAACCGAAUACCGUUCCGAGGGAUCUGUGAUACUUGCAAGGGGGGAGAGACCCGAUGCUACGCUACUUGCUGUUUGGCAUGCGGAGAUGACUUCGUCCUGAUAUUCGAGGACGAAGCAAAUGAUGAGGAAGCACGUGCAAAGCUUAAAGAAGACAAGCGACCAGAUUGUAACCCUGGUGAUGAGGGUACAGCCUACUGCAAGAAUUGCUUGCUCGAUUGGUUUGACAAUUGCAUUGCUUGGCCACAUCGCGAAACCCUUCCUCAACAUGAGGGCCAAUCAGUUCUCUACCUUGUCACGCCGUUUGUAUCUGAUGCUUAUAUGCAACGGCUGAAGGACAUCCAAGCAUACUGGGAUGACAAGGAGAAGAUAUUUUGCCCAGUUCCAACUUGUUCUUCCUACAUACCUAGAACCGCCUAUACUGUGACCAAAGAAGAGACAGUCACUCGAACAGUUAUUAAGCCAACCCCGGCAAAGGAAGAGCCAGUCACGGUUCCGGCGACGGAAGGGCAAACUACAGAGACUACCGCGGAACCCGCUCCGGAAGCAAAUACUGAGACUACAGCCAUUGCAGCUGAGACGACAGAGACAGUAGCACCGGUAGAAACUGAAACGACAGAGACAGUAGCACCGGUAGAAACUGAAGCGACAGAGACAGUAGCGCCGGUAGAAACUGCUACUGAACAGGAAGGAAGCACUGUCGCCCAACCUGAGGCAACUGUUGAACCAGCAGCACAAACGGAAUCGGAAGCAACCGUUGUUGAAACAACCACAGAGACAACUGUGGAACCAAAUGUGCCCACAAAUGUGGAGACAAAUGGUCAGGUAAACGUAGAGGUACCUGAAGGGACAGGUGCCGAGGCGAAUGCAGAGGUCAAUGCGGAAACGAAUGAGAACGCCGCUGAACCAGCCGCUGAAGAGAAGAAGGAAGAACCAACCCCAGAGCCAGAAACAGAAACUAUCACCGAAGUCGUCGAGAAGGAGUACAAGACACAGCUCGCAAUAUGCUUAUCCCCAACCUGCCAAACCCCCGUCUGCACUCUCUGCAAAUCUCAUUUCCACGGUCUCGACACGCCCUGUGGGUCCCGUACAAGUUUCUUUAAGGAGUUCAUGCUUAGCAAGUAUAGAAAGGGGAAAGAAGAAAAGGAAGAAAAGGAAGGCGAAAAUAAUGAAAACGGGGAACAAAAUGGAGAAGAGAAUGCGUCGGAGCCAACCGUAGAGGAUGAUAGCGAGGGCGAAUAUGAUGAGGACGGAGAAUAUGAGGAUUAUCCAAACCGUUACCGACAAUGCGUUAACUGCCAGAAUCUAGUCGCACGUCAUACUGGCUGCGACCAUAUGACUUGUGCCUGUGGUGCAGCAUUUUGUUUCUACUGCGGUGGCGAGUACGGUCAAUACCACAGCUGUCUUACAGAUAAGGAUUAUCUUGCAGGUAAUGGGGUUGGAGGCAUCAAGAUUACAACCGAGGAAGGGUUUUUCGAUGAUGAAGGUGCUGUGGUUGUUGUCAAUCACUUGGGGGUUGUGGGGAAGGAAGAGGAAGCAGCCAACGUUGCAAAGUGGCUGGACAUGGUAGAGUUCACCGAGAACGAUGAGCCUAAGAAGUCUUGGAAAAUCAAAACUGGUGUGGAAGUUGGCGGCCCUGUUAAAGCAGAAUUGGUGUUCUCUGAUGCCGAGAAUGUGAGGCUUGCAAAGCCUAUGAAGGAUUGGAAGGGGAAGUACUAUUGA
Molecule: messenger RNA, 2277 nt
Organism: Orbilia oligospora ATCC 24927
Lineage: Eukaryota; Fungi; Ascomycota; Orbiliomycetes; Orbiliales; Orbiliaceae
Exons: 3
Coding region: 1-2277 (758 amino acids)
Biological process (GO): positive regulation of proteasomal ubiquitin-dependent protein catabolic process; ubiquitin-dependent protein catabolic process; protein polyubiquitination
Cellular component (GO): cytoplasm; ubiquitin ligase complex
Molecular function (GO): zinc ion binding; ubiquitin conjugating enzyme binding; ubiquitin protein ligase activity
Source: RefSeq, a predicted model, not a curated record